GCCUCAAAAGUCAAAACAUUAGGCUUAUAAGCACUAAUUAUUCCUUAUAUUUUGUCCAAAUAAUUCCCUAUAUAUAUAUAUUUUUUCUCUUCUUUUUCUUUUUCUAACUCCCAAUAAUCUGAUCUUAUAAUCAAACACACAAAACCAAAAAUAAAAUAAAUAUAGUAGAUCGAAUAUAUGAUGGAGCUACGUUUGAGCAAUAAUAAUGUUGCAAGUUCUUUGAUGUGUAUUAUUACAAUAUCAUUGCUAUGGAAAGCAAUUAUUUGGGUGUGGUUGAAACCAAAGAAAUUAGAAAGAUGCCUUAAAAAACAAGGGUUUCGAGGCAAAUCUUAUAGAAUAUUGUUUGGUGACACCAAAGAAAUUGCUAAGAUGGUGAGACAAACCACUUCUAAGCCAAUGGAGCACUUUUCAAAUGAUUUUGUACCUCGGAUCUUCCCUUUUCAUCAUCAAAUUAUCAAGAACUAUGGUGAUAGAUCAUUCUUAUGGAACGGACCAACGCCAACUGUGAUGAUAACAAAACCAGAAGAAAUAAGAGAAAUAAUGUUAAAGAUUUAUGAUUUUCCAAAAAUAUCGACUCCACUUUUGAAGAGGCUUACUAAUGGUUUGGUUAGACUCGAAGGCCAUAAGUGGGCCCAAGAAAGGAAAUUGCUUAAUCCUGCCUUCCAUAUGGAGAAAAUUAAGCUUAUGCUACCAGCAUUUCAUGCGAGUUGCAAUGAGAUGAUCCAAGAGUGGGAGAAGACGACACCCGAAACGGGAUCUCAAGAGGUAGAAAUGUGGUCAUUUUUACACAAUCUGUCAGCAGAUGUAAUCUCUCGAGCUGCAUUUGGAAGUAGUUUUGAAGAAGGAAGGAGAGUGUUUGAACUUUUAAGAGAGCAUACUUCUAUUACUGUACAAGCCAUGCAGUCAGUUUAUAUUCCUGGAUCCAGGUUUCUUCCUACUAAAAGAAACAAGAGGGAGGCAAAAAUCGUUAAUGAAAUGGAAUCACUGUUAAAAGAUAUGAUUCAAAAGAGGCAAAAGGCAAUGGAGAAUGGCGAAGCAGCUAAAGAUGACUUGUUAGGGUUAUUGCUCAAAUCGAACUUAGAAGGAGUACAAGAUCAUCAAUUAUUACAUGGAAAUUACAAGCAACAACAAUUUAAGAUGAGUAUGAAAGAGGUAAUUGAAGAGUGUAAAAUGUUCUAUGUUGCUGGACAAGACACCACUUCAUCGUUGUUGGUAUGGACUCUUGUUUUGCUAAGCAAACAUACAAAUUGGCAAGAACAAGCUCGAGAAGAGAUUUUCGCCAUGUUCGGUCACAAUACACCUCAUGUUGAUGGCUUAAUCCAACUCAAAAAGGUGAACAUGAUACUUCAUGAGGUUCUACGACUAUAUUCGCCGGUGUUUUCCCUAAAUCGAAAGGUUAGCCACGAAAUGAGAGUAGGCGAUAUGGUUCUACCGGCGGGUGUACAUGUUAAUUUGCCAACUAUUUUUAUUCAUCAUAGUGAAAAAUUAUGGGGUACUGAUGCAAAGGAAUUUAACCCAGAGAGAUUUUCACAAGGAAUUUUGAAGGCCACAAAAGAAAAUAAUAUGUGUUUCUUUGCAUUUGGAUGGGGGCCUCGUAUAUGCAUUGGAUCGAAUUUCGCGAUGAUGGAAGCUAAAAUGGCAUUGGCAAUGAUUUUGCAACGAUUCUCCUUUGAGCUCUCUCCAUCUUAUGUUCAUGCUCCUACUAUAGGUUUUGGAACUCUUCGUCCUCAAUUUGGUGCUAAGUUAAUUUUGCAUCGUAUGUAUAAAUUAUAGAUGUUCUUAUUUCAUUUAAAAUUAUUAUUGCUCACAUGUAAGUUUAAAAUUCUAUACUUUCUAAUAUAAUUGCAGCGAUUGACGAGUGAUUUUGUUAUGCAUUCCAA
This is a messenger RNA of Chenopodium quinoa (quinoa), 1880 nucleotides long. Its product is annotated as cytochrome P450 CYP72A219-like. The record is from RefSeq and is a predicted model, not a curated record. The coding region runs from base 178 to 1773 and encodes 531 amino acids. Gene Ontology annotation, molecular function: iron ion binding; monooxygenase activity; heme binding. The transcript has 5 exons. Lineage: Eukaryota; Viridiplantae; Streptophyta; Magnoliopsida; Caryophyllales; Amaranthaceae.